Molecule: messenger RNA, 1801 nt
Organism: Syzygium oleosum
Lineage: Eukaryota; Viridiplantae; Streptophyta; Magnoliopsida; Myrtales; Myrtaceae
Product: nematode resistance protein-like HSPRO2
Exons: 1
Coding region: 117-1556 (479 amino acids)
Biological process (GO): defense response
Molecular function (GO): heme binding; metal ion binding
Source: RefSeq, a predicted model, not a curated record
UCUCUCUCUCUCUAUAUAUACCCCCUUCUCUCUCUUCUCCUCCUCCUCAAGUUCGAAUCCUAAACCAAACCCAGAAAGUAGAGAGGAAGGAGUCUCGUUUCUUGUUCCAUCGUUUGAUGCUGCGAAAGAUGGUUGAUUUAGAUUGGAAAGCAAAGGGAGCCACCGCAACCGCCUCCGACAUGUCCCGGAAGUCGCCCAGGCUCUCCAACAAGCUCCACCUGGUCAUCCCCACGCCGUUCCGCGGCGGCUACGACGUGCCGGCCGCCUCGGACUCGGCCUCCUCGGCUUACGAGUAUUACCUGCGGCUCCCCGAGCUGCGGAAGCUGUGGGGACGCAGGGAGUUUCCCGAUUGGAAGUCCGAGCCCCUGCUCAGGCCCGCCCUGCAGGCGCUCGAGAUCACCUUCCGCUUCGUCUCGACCGUCCUGUCGGACCCCAGGCCGUACGCGAACCGGCGCGAGUGGAAGCGGCGGCUCGAGUCGCUGGCCGCGACCCAGAUCGGGCUCGUGGCGGCCAUCAUCGAAAACGAGGAAGAGGGGGCGGAAACGCGCGGCGGCGCGCCGAUCGCGGACUUGAGUUCGGGUCUCGGCGUGCUGGCUCGCGACGGCAGCUCGGCGGAGGUCUGGCGGCUCCCCGGGGGAGAGGCCGCGGCCACGGUGGUGAGCCGCACGAGCGAGACCAGCCUGCUGCCCAGGCUGCUCACGUGGCAGACGUCGGAGGAUGUGGCGCAGAAGAUCCUGUACACCAUCGAGUGCGAGAUGCGGCGGUGUCCGUACACGCUGGGCCUGGGAGAACCGAACCUGACGGGCAAGCCGAGCCUCGAGUACGACGCCGUUUGCAAGCCCGGUGAGCUCCACUCGCUCAAGAAGAACCCGUACGAUCACCAGAUCCAGAAUCACGAGUGUCAGAACCUGUACACGUCGCACCAGAUCCUAGAGUCGUGGAUUCAGACAUCGCACGAGCUCUUGAAUCGCAUCGAGGAACAGAUCGAGAGCAAGAGCUUCGAGAUGGCGGCGGUCCACUGUUACUUGCUCGAGAGGACGUGGAAGCUGAUGAUGGAGAUCGAAGACCUUCACCUGUUGAUGGACCCCGAGGAUUUCCUCCGGCUAAAGAACCAGCUGGACCUCCGGAGCGAGACGGCGGCGUUCUGCUUCCGCUCGACAGGGAUCGUCGCGAUGACGAGGAAGUGCAGGGACCUGAAGCACAAGGUGCCGUACAUCCUCGGCGUCGAGGUGGAUCCGCAGGGAGGGCCACGAGUGCAGGAGGCGGCGAUGAGGCUGUUCGGCGGCGAGAAGAGCGACCAGUACGCGAAGAUCCACCUCCUGCAGGCGUUGCAGGCGAUCGAGGUGGCGAUGAAGAGGUUCUUCUUCGCGUACAGGCAGGUGCUCGUGGUGGCGCUGGGGAGCUUGGAGGCGACGGCGAGCCGGGCGGCGAUGAGCCUCGAGAGGGACGACUCGCUGAGCCAGAUGUUCCUGGAGCCGACGUACUUCCCGAGCUUGGACGCCGCGAAGACGUUCCUGAGCGACUCGUUGAGCCGGGAGCGUCAUCAGACGUCGUGAGCCAUGACUAGCGAGGGAAGAAAGAUGGAGGCAUUGGCGAGUUUGACUUGGACGGGGCGGUCAACUCGUUCGAAAUUUGACUGAAUUUUUGUUCCCAUGAAAAAAAAAUUGGUAGAAUUCUCUCUCUAUUUUUGUUUUUGUUUUUGAUUUUGAUUUUGCACUUGAAAUGGGAUAGGGAUCAAUUAUUUAUUCUUUGUAUAAUAGUUUUGAAAGUGGAUUGAUUAUUGGGCGACUUUGAUUUCUAA